AGGCAACCAGCCAUCCAAUGAAAAGAACGCAUUGAGUUUACCUCACUUCCACGUGUGCUUGUUUGCGGAAGGAGUGAUGCUGCUCGCAUGACAGAGAGACGGAGAGUAUUUCACGAUGCAUGAAACUUCACAAUUUAUUACUUGUGGAUUCAUGUUUUGUUUAUUUUGCAAAAAUGACUACCCUGUUGUCUGCAAAAAACACACAACAGUGGAAAUUGGAUUAACGUUACACUACAGCGAGUGACUGCCUACUACAAGCUGCAACCUAUCACGGUCCAGAGUGACGAUAAUGAAGAAGAGGACCGAAACUGAUACGCUGCUAAAUUAUCUUCACCUGAGAGGAGGUGAAAGGUGGCCUCUCUGGGAUGGGAAGCUCCACCUGCACCGAGGAGCACCAGAAUACUUUCACUUUGUCCACACCGAGGAUUGAAACCUGUCACUCAAACCUGACGAUGUUCAGCAAACAUUCCGUCUACGGUGCUACAGCAGCAACACCAGUCUCAACUUUGCAGGGUCGAUCCACUCCACCUGCCAAUACAUCCCUCAAUGAAACACCGAACAGCUCGUUCAACCUGGUCGCAGGAGAGAUGACACGAGCCACUGAGGAGCUGAGGAUUGUGCUGGUGGGGAAGACUGGAUCUGGGAAGAGCGCCUCAGGAAACACCAUUCUUGGCUGUGAGUUCUUUAAAUCAGGGAUGAGCCCCAGGUCUAUUACUGAUGAGUGCUCCAAGGCCAGAGCGAUGGUGGACGGACAAGACGUGGUGGUUAUUGACACCCCAGGUCUGUUUGACACCAGGCAUGGGGUGAACACAACAUGUAGACACAUCAGCCAGUGCAUCUCUUACGCUUGUCCAGGACCCCACGUCUUCCUGAUCGUCAUCGCACUGGACAGGUUCACUGAGGAGGAGAUGAAGACAGUGGAGCAGAUUCAGGAGCUGUUUGGCCAUGCUGCAGACAGAUACAGCAUGGUCCUGUUCACUCGAGGCGACGAUCUCCAAGGAACCACUAUCGAGGAGUUCAUCGGGGACUCCCCAGAGCUUCAGGAACUCGUGAACAGAUGCCACGGCCAGUACCACAUCUUUAACAAUGAGCUGAAGACUGGCCAUCAGGUCACCGAGCUGCUUCAGAAGAUCAGAAAUAUAGUGCGGAAUAACGGAGGAAGCCACUACACCAGCGAGAUGUUCCAGGAAGCCGAAAGAUUAGUCAAUGAGGAGAAACAGCGCAUCCUGAAAGAGAAGGAGGAAGAAAUGCGCAUCAAAAGGGAGAAAAUGAAGAGCGAAAUGCAAUCAGUGUACAAACAACAGCUGGGGAAUCUUAAAGAGCAUUAUGAGGCUGAAAGGAUGGAAGACAGGAGGGUCAGAGAAGAGGAAAUAGAAGCAAUGCAGUCCAGGCUGAAUAAACUGACAUGGGAGUGUGUGAGGUUAAUCAAUGGAAAGUUGAAGAUGGACGUGAACAGGCGCAUGGAGAAGAAAAAUAUGCAGCUGGUGGUGGCGAAGGAGCGUCGGGACAAAGAGAAGAUGCAGGAGGAGAUGCAGAGUAUGUUGGAGGAGUUAACCAAGCAAAAUGAUGAGGACAUGAUGGAGAUGCAGAAUCAACUGCAGCAGCAGCAAUGGGAGAUAGAAAUGCUGAGAAUGGAGCUUCAGCAGAGAGAUGAUGCAGCGAGGAGGGAGAGAGCGCUCAGCAGAGUUAGUUGGAAAGCAGAAUAAACCGAGUUAUUCAGGGAACAGAAUGAAAGAAGAGUGAAAGCCAUGAAGAAAACUUUGGAGGAGAAGCAUGAAAGAGAGGCCAGAGAAAAAACUGAAGAUAGAAAUCCAGCGAUGGCCUUAGUGGAUGGUGGAGUUGGACUAUGCAAAAAAAUGUGAGGAUUUCUGGAUGUUUGUUUAGCUAGUUUGGAACCCACAGGUGGAGAUUUCAGGGUCGAUGAAGGGGGACAACAGUUAGAACACAUACAUUUAUCUCCACAUUUUAUAAACUAUCAAAAACAAUUGACAGAUAUUUUAACAGUUCACUUAUUGCUCUACUUCACAGCAAGGUGGACGUAUCCAGGCCUGCUUUGCACUGACUCAACAACACCUCAAACCUCAACCAGACUCAAAAUAUUGAUCACAGUUAAACAAUAAAAGUAAAAGGACGUUAAGAGAAGGAUAAAAAUGUGAA
Messenger RNA from Acanthochromis polyacanthus (spiny chromis), 2157 nucleotides. RefSeq names its product GTPase IMAP family member 9-like. The transcript has 5 exons. The record is from RefSeq and is a predicted model, not a curated record. The coding region runs from base 366 to 1706 and encodes 446 amino acids. Lineage: Eukaryota; Metazoa; Chordata; Actinopteri; Pomacentridae. Gene Ontology annotation, molecular function: GTP binding.